This is a messenger RNA of Tremella mesenterica DSM 1558, 813 nucleotides long. RefSeq lists its product as uncharacterized. The record is from RefSeq and is a predicted model, not a curated record. The transcript has 5 exons. Lineage: Eukaryota; Fungi; Basidiomycota; Tremellomycetes; Tremellales; Tremellaceae. Bases 1 to 813 code for a protein of 270 amino acids.
AUGUCCAAGCGUACUUUGUCUCCUUCUACCUCUUCCCGUCAAACUCGUGCUUUUACCACAGCAAUCCUACCUGACGUUGAUCCCAAACUUCUCAUGCGUCAGACGAAAAGGAUGAGGAUCUCGUCUCAAGCGUCCAUUCCCCUUCAACCUUCCCUGGUUGAUGCUUCUCAAAGGGCUCUCGACACCAUUAAGGAUCGAUAUCAAUCCGGCUCUUCUCUUACUCAACCUUCCCCACUGCCGCCUCUGGAUGAUCAGCACGACUUCGACCAAUACUUAGACUUCGAAGGGGGCGCCGGGCCAUCCGCCACCGGCAAGAACCCAUCUCCUGCAAAAUUUGUCGAGUCCGAAAACGGCACCAUCGUUGAGAAUCCGAAUUCUCCUGGUAACAAACCCGCUAACCCUCCUGCUGAAGCUUCCGACGAACUUGUGGAGGUUCCCAACGAGCUCGGAGACAUCUUCCACGCCCCUCGCAAGGUUCCCAUCAACGAUGAACUUGUCAAGUUGCUUACCGCUCGAAAAGAUUCCAAGAUUGCUACCCUUUGGUCCAGCAUGACCUUUUCUUCUCUCGAUCGUUUGGCCCCAGGUUGGCGCCUUUGUAACAAGAAUAGUGCUGUUGUGCGACUAGAGGGCGAGCUCUGUACCGGUUGUCAGCGUCACCUCGAUGGUGGUGAAGAUUUUUGUGUUGGUUGUAUUGGUCCUCUCGGUGGUGUUUGCGGCGAGUGUUCUGCUAAGGGAACUUUGAAGUGUUGGGUCAAACACAGCAAUCCCAAGCCCAAAUUCCGCGUAGUAUCUUUCUUCUUCCUUCAAACUUGA